Eleginops maclovinus (Patagonian blennie) is the source of this 1693-nucleotide messenger RNA. Its product is annotated as ER membrane protein complex subunit 3-like. The transcript has 9 exons. Gene Ontology annotation, cellular component: EMC complex; membrane. Gene Ontology annotation, biological process: protein folding in endoplasmic reticulum. The record is from RefSeq and is a predicted model, not a curated record. NCBI's taxonomy places the organism in Eukaryota, Metazoa, Chordata, Actinopteri, Perciformes, Eleginopidae. Bases 129 to 914 code for a protein of 261 amino acids.
CGUCGAACCGGAAGUCCUCUGUCGUGUUUUAAAGCUGCUGAACGUGUGUGUCGCGUUGCUCGUUCACAAAGUUCAUAAAUGUGAGCGUCUCCCUGUCUUUCUACGGUUGGCUGGUUAAACAGAGAGCGAUGGCCGGUCCAGAGCUCCUGCUGGACUCCAGCAUUCGGAUGUGGGUCGUCCUGCCCAUCGUCUUCAUCACCUUCUUUGUGGGGAUCAUCCGUCACUACGUCACCCAGCUGCUGCACAGCGACAAGAAGGUCGACCUGGAGCAGGUGUCUGACAGCCAGGUGCUCCUGCGCAGCCGCGUCCUCAGGGAAAAUGGAAAGUACAUUCCUCGACAGUCUUUCGCCAUGAGGAAGCAUUACUUCAACGACGCAGAGACAGGCUUCUUCAAGAAGGUCAAGAGGAAGGUCGUCCCCAAGAACCCCAUGACAGACACCAGCAUGUUGACGGACAUGAUGAAGGGGAACCUGACCAACGUGCUGCCCAUGAUCGUGAUCGGGGGCUGGAUCAACUGGGCCUUCUCUGGAUUCGUCAUAACCAAGGUGCCGUUCCCUCUGACUCUGAGGUUCAAGCCGAUGUUACAGAGAGGGAUCGACCUGCUGUCGCUGGACGCCUCCUGGGUGAGUUCGGCCUCCUGGUACUUCCUGAAUGUGUUUGGACUGAGGAGCAUGUACAGCCUCAUCCUGGGACAAGACAACGCUGCUGACCAGUCCCGGAUCAUGCAGGACCAGAUGACAGGGGCUGCCAUGGCGAUGCCUCCUGACCCCAACAAGGCUUUUAAGAGUGAGUGGGAGGCGCUGGAGAUCGUGGAACACAAGUGGGCGUUGGAGAACGUGGAGGACGAGCUGAUGUCCAGAGACCUGAACUUUGGAACCCUCUUCACCCAGGACAUCAAGUCCACCAUGUUCUAGAAGGAACCCUGAGGAACAUGUGGUUCUAGAACUCUGUCCCCGAACAUUCUGGAACUCUGAGAGAAUUCUGGAACACCGUAUAAGUUAGAUAGUGUCAUGUGGUCACCGUGUUCACCCUCAUCAGGCACUUUAUUUACUUUCUGCCUUUUCACCAGCCUCCAAAUGAUAGUGUCCGAGCUGUGCCUUCAUAUGUUCAACGUGUUGAUUUGUGUUUGUGAACAAUAGUUUAAUAAUGAGUUCUUAUUAAACUUGUUGUCCAUUGAUAGUAACUUAAAUAGUUCAUUAGACCACUUCACUAGCCUUUUCUUACCAUCUCUUGUCUUAAAUCAGCUCAGUUGUUGGGUUGGUGCUUUAUUCUUUUUCUUAACGUGCUCCUUUAUUCAUUUUCUCUAGAAUAACAUGGUAAUGAAAUAUUUUGUGUGUGCAGUGUUCCAGAAUCUCUCAUGUUCUGAAGGUUCUAGAUAGUUAUUCUAGCCCGACCCUUUCUCAGCUCUGACUUGCGGAGCAGACGAGUUCCUGAAAUGUUCUUGAAGAUGGGGUUGUUUCAAAACCAGCGUAUUCUGCACCAGACGAAUCUCCUCAGGAAGACGUUUCUGUCGGGCGUGACGCAGGAACAGGAAGUUUAAAAACCACUGGGACGAUACGGGAGCUUUAAUUGGCAGCAGGCGUUCAUGUUCCCCCUGCAGGCGGACUCUCUUUGCAUGUGUUUUUUACCCUGUGGUCAUCCAGCGCGACUUGAAGUGAGUGCAACAGUUUAAUAAAAGUGCCAUCGAACUACC